CAACUUUGCUCAUACAUCCAUUGCUGUGAGGGAAGAAAUACGUGUGAAGCCACAGAUAUCAGAACUUCAGUGAAAUAGCAGGUGACAGAACUUUGUUCUUGUCAGGCCCCCAUCAAACAUUAAACACCUUCCCCUUCCUUCACUCACUGAUCUCCUCAAGUGCUGCACGUGGCUGAGAUUAAAGCCAUUUCCCUGGAUUAAUGUGCUCCGCACACAGCGUUGCACAAAGGACUUACCCAAAGAACAAUUAAAGCGCCUGGUCAUUAUCCCCCACAUUCAAAAUUUUUCAGAACAAAACAAUUGAAAGCAAGUAAGAGCAAAGAGAACCACUCAAUUACAUUUCUGAGUGAGCAGAGGAACUCCAGCUGAACACUAUCAGCAGAGGGAAUGUUCAACUACCUCCGGAAACGCUUUACCAGCCACAUCAGAGAACGUAGCCGGCGAAGAGCAAGGCUUGUCUCUAAAGAUGGAAGGUGUAACAUAGAGUUUGGCAAUGUAGAACAGUCAAGGUUUGUCUUUUUGAUUGAUAUAUGGACAACUAUCCUGGAUCUCAGAUGGAGAUACAAAAUGACUAUCUUCAUUUCAGCAUUCUUAGGCAGCUGGUUUCUCUUUGGUCUCCUCUGGUAUGUUGUGGCAUAUAUACACAAAGAUCUUCCAGAAUUCAAUCCUUCCAUAAAUCACACUCCCUGUGUUGAGAAUAUCAACGGCCUGACUUCAGCUUUCCUGUUCUCCUUGGAGACCCAGGUAACCAUCGGUUAUGGCUUCAGAUGUGUCACAGAACAAUGUGCCACUGCCAUUUUCCUGCUCAUCUUCCAGUCCAUCUUGGGGGUAAUCAUCAAUUCUUUUAUGUGUGGUGCCAUCUUGGCCAAGAUAUCAAGGUCCAAAAACCGGGCUAAGACCAUCACCUUCAGCAAGAAUGCUGUCAUCAGCAAACGUGGUGGGAAGCUCUGCCUCCUCAUUCGGGUGGCAAACCUGAGGAAGAGUCUGCUGAUUGGGAGUCAUAUCUAUGGAAAACUUCUGAAGACCACCAUCACCCCAGAAGGAGAGACAAUCAUUUUGGACCAGGUCAACAUAGAAUUUGUAGUUGAUGCUGGCAAUGAGAAUCUCUUCUUCAUUUCCCCAUUAACUAUUUAUCAUAUCAUAGAUAAGAACAGCCCAUUCUUCCACAUGGCAGCAGAAACCAUUCUGCAGCAAGAUUUUGAAUUGGUGGUGUUUUUAGAUGGCACUGUUGAAGCCACUAGCGCUACUUGUCAAGUGAGGACAUCCUACAUCCCAGAAGAGGUGCUCUGGGGUUAUCGCUUUGCUCCCAUUGUGUCCAAGACCAAAGAAGGGAAAUACAGAGUAGACUUCCAGAAUUUCAGCAAGACAGUGGCUGUGGAGACUCCCCACUGUGCCUUCUGCCUCUGCAAUGAGAAAGAAGCUAAAGCCAAAGAGAAGAAAGGUUAUGACAAUCCUGGUUUUGUCUUGUCAGAAGUUAGUGAAACCAGUGACACAAAAAUGUAGCUCCAGGUAUUCAUGGGACUGUAUCUUUUUUCAUAAUUAAUUCAAUCUUGAGAGGAUUAAUAACUUAGUAAAACAAAAAAAGAAACACAGGUUUGUUUUAACUCUGAAACAGCAUUUAUCUUCUCAAAAGCCUCAAAUCAAAGAGGAACAGAAUAUCAGUGAUCUCCAGAACACUAUUUAACUACACUCUAUAUAUAUUUCAUAGAAGUUAUAUUUUUAUACCUAUGGGACAUUUUAUGAAGCUGCUAUGUUGGAACGUCCAACUCACUUAAGUUCCCAGAGGCAUGCAAGUCUGUUAAAAAGCCUGAAAAGAUGGAGAAAAACUUUAGGACAUGUUGAAGAUACAAAGCUGUUGGAAUGAGAACAUGAAAAGGGGAGACAGAAGGCAAAGCUAAAGAAACCUUAGGAGCCAAAACCUCAGGAGCCAAAACCUCAAAAAAAAAAGUAUGUUUCUGGUUGCCAAAGUCCUCUAUGAAAGCAGACGCUCUGGCUCUGGAACACUUGAGCACUUCUGAACAUUUUGCAACAAUUCUUUCUUUCUUUGAGGCUGGUACUUCUACAGAAAUGGAGCAUUAAGGGAUGGUACGUGCUUAGGAAGCUAGAAAAGACAAGGCUUGGGCCAUCCUGCUGCACCUAGAACUCUAAAAUACGACUCCUCUGCUGUGAAAGCCUUUGAUUCCUUUCAGGGAAAAGUAGCCAAAUGGGAAUGAGAAGUGAAAAACCAAGGAGAAGCAGAGACCCACUGUGUGAGAAGAGGAAUUUUGCAGCUUAUUCUUAACUGUCUCACCCUUCAGAUACUCUUCCACUUCCCCAGGAGCUGGCUAACUGUGAAAUUAGGAAACAUCUGAAGACAACUGUCCAGAAAGGUGAGCCACAGUGGGGAGAUGAAGAACACAUUGAUUGCUUCACGCCUGGCAGAAAAGCAAUCCACUGGGAGAGGAAAUUCCCAGCUCUAGAUGUAUCCUUCAAAAAAAUCCAAUGCAAACACAGAUUAUCUUUUCCUUUGAAGCAUGAAGGUCUUUUUAAAACAAAAACACAGCAUAGGAGCCUCCCACCAACAGUGGACUUCAGAUUCAGUUCCAAACCGUUCAUCUCACCACAGCAAAAUGUGCAUCCCUACAGGAAACAAGUUCUGCUCAGUGGUAGCUAAGUAGUGGUGAACAUUUUCCGGGUAUGAUUUUUGACAUUUAAGUUUCAAAUGCAACAAGAACUUUCAAUAACUUUUUGAUGAAUUUCCACUUUCUCACAGCCUGCCAUCCCCCUCCCCCCCCAGUUCUUUUGCUGAGAGUUCAAGUGGCAGACCAAAGAGAGAGGUUUUUGGGGAACUCUUCCCAGUGAUGUAAUACAGCUCAUCAAUUUUCAACUCUGGUAAAAUGGAAGCAUCUUUUUAAAAGCUGCUGGACUGAGCAGUUUUAAAAGAAGGGGAGAAUUAAGCAGGUCAAAUGAUGACAUGACAAAGUUAUUUUCCAAAUGAACAUAAUGUCAGUAUGGAAAUCAAACUCUGGGAAUCAAGAGUGUUCAGGUCUCAGUCCCAGUGUAGUAUCAACCCCUUUGUUGGUUCAGAACAAAUCACUUUAGUAUGUAUCUCAGAUUUGCCAUCUGUAACACGGGACAUAAAGUACUUACACUGUACAAAGAACAAUGUUAUGAACAAUUAUGUCACUAAAGCACUUUAAAAGCCAGUUCUCAACUGUCUCAAUCUUUCCGCUCUUCAACGCACCACUGUUACACCCUUCUUCACUUCUAGAUGGAAAGGUCAGCACAGAAAGUUCUGUUCUCAUCACACGUCACAAUUACUAAAAAUGGCUGCACUGUGGCUAGAACUAUGGAAUGCUAGAACCACCAGCCAAAACCUUCAAGGUAAAACACUGGGCAAUAUCUGUGAAUUAAGUGCAAUGUUUUUGCAACCUUGCAAAAUAACAUUGUCAAUUGUAAAAACAUUUUUACGGUCCCAAUCAGCACAGCAUCUGAGCCCCUCCAACCACUAGUGUGUCUCAGAUUGUCUGCUUGGAAGGACAGCUGUUUUAUCCUCCACUCCAAAUGGCAGACCAAAGCACAAACAGCGAAUGAUUAGUGGUCAUCCGCAGAAAUCCAGGAGGGAGCAGGGAAGUGAAAUGAAGUCUCAAGAGUCCCAGGCUUGUCUGAACCAAAAAGCUACUGUGCUGCUCAGCCCUUCCGUAGUUGCUUCUACAUUUCCUUUAUAGGCUUCCUGGACAGUUGCCCUGUGUGUCAUUUCCCUAGAAAGCGGUACUGUCGGUAUCCAAGGCUUACAAGUUAUACCUCUUACCCCUGGGAGAAGAGAUGCACCAAGAUGCCCUUAAUAGAAGUAGAAAGAUAGUCUUCGCUGUACAAAAAAAGCAAGUCAAUAGGAAAUCCAUUUAAAAGGUCAAACCCAGCUAUGCAAUGAGGAGACAGGAAAGAUUUCUAUUUUGAGUAAAGCUGGUUUGGGAUGUUAGUGCUAGGGGGGGAAAAAAAAACAAUCAAAUACUACACCAGUGCCUGUCCAAGAGGUGGUGUUCAUCCUCCAAAGUUUAAAGGGUCCCUAAACAAUGCACUUUCAGGCAGGCACUGCUCUUGGGAAGCCAACUCAAAAUCCUAAACCUCUACGUUCUUCAUGACACAGCUUUUUAACCUUUUGCCCUAUGUCUCUACAGCACAAGCGUAAGGAGGCGUUAUUCCACGUCUAGAAGUAUUAAGUGCUACCACAGAUCAAAGACACUUGAUCUCACUGCAAGGAUGAUUACCUAUUGUUCACUCUAUUCUGACAGUUACACCUGCCUCAAAAGCUAGCUAUGCUGCCUACAGUAAGAGAAGGGUGAUUGUAUUCUUCUGCAUGCUUUGGUAUCAGAGGGGGGACUGGCUACUGCAUGAACAGCGAAGAUAUGAGGGGGACAUAGCCAAAGUUGACAGGGCCAUGGCUGAGCUAUCAAGCUUACUUAGAGGGGGACCAUACUGGGACCUAAAUGGGAAUCUUGGGCUGAAACCCUCCUCCCACGAGCCUUCUGCUGAUUGUCACUUCAGGAAACACCUGCCAGUCCCCGCCUGCCAGCCCUGCACCAAGCAGGAGAUAGAGCGCUGUAGUCAGAGCCCAGCAGCAGGAGAACAAUGAGUGGAAUUUCCUCUUUCUGUCCGGAGAGGGCUGUUUGUCACCAGAGAGAUAAAGGCCCAGGGCAGGGAAAAAAGGGUUAUCGGGAGACAUGCCACGCACAGUGCCACUCAGGACAGACUCCAUAGGAAAUCUAUUUUGGGGGCUGUCACCCCUACUGCCAUUAAAAGAAAGUUCAGUUAAGAGGAUGAAAAUAAAUUUAAUCUUGCUGAGCAGAAGUGGCCAGAGGGAACCACAGACCUGAUACUGGAAAACAAAGACUGGUUUCUUAACCCAUGACACUUUCAUUUUUACAUCUCCAUAGCACUCUUCUCAAGCUUUAUGGUUCUCUUCUCUCUCCUCAUCUGUCCAUCCAGUCUGCAGGCUGCCCAUACUGCUGCAGCAACAAUUAGUCCUUACCACAAAGUGGAACAUGCAACUGACGCCAACAGCCUAAUCGAUACAAAGCAAAGGACUGAAGAGAAAGUCUUGUCUCUUCAGGAGAAGGGAUCAGACCACGUACUUACUGCUGGAUUAAGGCCUAAAGGAUUUAGCUGUGAAAGUGUUAGCCAAGCAGCUAGGCUUGGGAAUAAUAUGUCUGCACUAAACUUAAUUUAUCUUCUCAUUUCACAAACAACAUGUUUCUUCUACUGUAUUUAUUUUAAACAUUCAUUCAAGCUGUGCAUAAUAUUUCAAUCAUUUUGAAAUAGAUUUACCCUCCUGCUGGCAAAUGAAUAAGGCAUCCUGCUGACUGCCGGAGAAAGGGCCAUGAAUUAAAAUAACUGCUUUUAGUAAACUGACAUGUGCUAGUUAGCUGUCUCCACACACUCUUUGGUAGUAACUGGUGAAAAGAGACCCCUAAAUAACAAUAAUAAUAAUAAUAAUAAAAAAAACCCAAACGCUGGCAAACUGUUUAGAUACUUGUACUGACUUGCAUUGUUGGAAUGUGGCAGACCACUGCUAACUAGCUCACAGCAACUGCCUGGAUAACUUCUGCAUGUACACGCUUCCUUGUAAACUCAACUACUCACCCAUAAACAAGUCAGCAGUGUGCAAAGCCCCGACACAAGUGAGAGCAGCUGAGGUGUCAUAUCCUCUUUCCUCUCCCCAGGCAGCAAACUGAUGUGGUUAGACUCAUGCGAAUUCAGCUGGGAAGAGCCUUUAUUUCCCCUUCCCUUUUAUUUUGCCCCUUUCAAUUCACCCCCGCCUUGAACUGUCACGGUGCUGGCCCAAUUCCUGUUCCCCAAACAAGCAGGGAGAAACCACAGCACAACGCACGGAAUGUGAGCAGAGCCCCUGCUGCGCCAGGGACGGGGAAAGCUGAGCAAGUUC
Molecule: messenger RNA, 5920 nt
Organism: Aquila chrysaetos chrysaetos
Lineage: Eukaryota; Metazoa; Chordata; Aves; Accipitriformes; Accipitridae
Gene: KCNJ1
Product: potassium inwardly rectifying channel subfamily J member 1
Exons: 2
Coding region: 388-1503 (371 amino acids)
Biological process (GO): regulation of monoatomic ion transmembrane transport; potassium ion import across plasma membrane
Cellular component (GO): plasma membrane
Molecular function (GO): ATP-activated inward rectifier potassium channel activity
Source: RefSeq, a predicted model, not a curated record